AUGACAGCAAAAACAGAAGACUUUGACGAGGACACGGACGACGGGGAAGAAGUCCAUUGGAAGGAAAGGAAAAAAGAAAAAGUACUCGCCAAGUUACAGUUCUUAAACGACCAACGGAAACAAAAGAUCGACUCGAAUCGCACGAAACGAGAUGAAAUUUCCGAUCCCACGGAGAAUGUGGAUGCGUUCGCGAGAGAGUUUAAGAAAAUGGUGGAGGAGAUCGAAAGCGAUUUAGUACUAAAAGGAGGAGCAGAAGGAACAGAAGGAAAAGAAAAAUCGUUGACCAAAAUCGCUCUGUUGCGAGAGAAGGGCGCGCAAAGCGAAAUCGAUGUAAUACAAGGAAAAGGAUGUGUUGAAGCUGAAGGAACAGAAGGAAAAGAAAAAUCGUUGACCAAAAUCGCUCUGUUGCGAGAGAAGGUUGCGAAAAGCGCGUAUUUUUUACCAUCGUUCGACGCGGAGAAAUCGAUGAAAACGUGCGACCUGUUGGAAAAGAAAGCGAGGGGGAGAGAAGUUUUUAACGAUUUUAAUGCCGAAGACGCGGUGGAUGAGAGAGUCGGAAAGACGAAGAAGUUUAGCUUCGCAAAAUCGAAGACGAUGAAGAAGGCUUUCGCGGAGAAGACGACGACCGACUUUUCCGGGAAAGGAGCAGACGACAAAACUUCGCCUUCUUCCGCCGCGGUGAUUGAAAUGUUGCAAAAGAAGCAUCGAGCGACGAAUGGUUUGUUAGUCGUUCGGGAGAACAAAGAAGGAGAGACGAUUCUUUUGACGAGCGAGGAGUGCGACGGAAAAGACGUGACCAUUGAACGGUUGACGAGGUGCGAAGUGACCAUCGAAAGUUGCGCGAAUCGUAGACCGAGAUCGGUUCGAAUGCGGAACUUGGUCGAGUGCGAAAUCAAAGCCACGGAUAUCGACGGGAGCGCGUACGUGGAAAAUAUGAGCGAUACGAUUGCGUUUAUAGGAUCGAGGCAACUCCGAAUACACGACGCGACGAAGUGUCAGUUUUAUUGCCGAGUGGCGAGCGGUCCAAUCAUUGAGAGAUGCCAAGCGGUCGAGUUUGCGCCUUUGUUGUCGAGCGAAAACGACGGAAAAGAAGACGAUAACUUAUGGAACAAGGUUGAAGAUUUCGGAUGGAUUAAGCAAGAGCAUUCGCCAAAUUGGAGCGUGAUAGAAGAGAAGGAUAGAGUUUAUUAG
Bathycoccus prasinos is the source of this 1191-nucleotide messenger RNA. RefSeq names its product tubulin-specific chaperone c, putative. NCBI's taxonomy places the organism in Eukaryota, Viridiplantae, Chlorophyta, Mamiellophyceae, Mamiellales, Bathycoccaceae. Gene Ontology annotation, cellular component: cytoplasm. The transcript has a single exon. The record is from RefSeq and is a predicted model, not a curated record. The coding region runs from base 1 to 1191 and encodes 396 amino acids. Gene Ontology annotation, biological process: post-chaperonin tubulin folding pathway; tubulin complex assembly.